This is a messenger RNA of Lichtheimia ornata, 642 nucleotides long. RefSeq lists its product as uncharacterized. The transcript is spliced from 3 exons. The coding region runs from base 1 to 642 and encodes 213 amino acids. Gene Ontology annotation, cellular component: Smc5-Smc6 complex; nucleus. Lineage: Eukaryota; Fungi; Mucoromycota; Mucoromycetes; Mucorales; Lichtheimiaceae. Gene Ontology annotation, biological process: double-strand break repair via homologous recombination; DNA damage tolerance. The record is from RefSeq and is a predicted model, not a curated record. Gene Ontology annotation, molecular function: ubiquitin-protein transferase activity.
AUGGAUAAGGCAAUCCAACUCUUUAACCAAGUCGUAGCUGUGACAAGAAGAAGCCAUCAAUCUGCACCAGCAUUUGCCGAAGCUAUUGCAGUCAUCAACAAUGAGCUCUCUAACAUCGACAUGUUAUUGAAAGAAACAAGGGACGAGUGGACAGGUGUCAGUAUGCUGGUGAUGAUGAAUACUACCGAGGAUCCAUAUGUACAAACAAUGACGCCAUACACGCCUCGAGAAUUGGAGUAUUACAGGCAUAUGAUAGAAAUCAUUGUGAAAGCGCCAAACGAGACUUGGGCCAUAAGUCAGGCAGCAGCUCUACAAUUGGGACCAUCAUUGAAGAGCGGGCUCACUAUUGGUAAAACAGAAGAGCUAUUGAAUCGAUUGGAAGAAGACGGCUGGUUACGCGUUUGCAGUGAUGGCUCAUAUGCAUUGGCCCCAAGAUCUAUCGUGGAACUUGAAAGUUACCUUUGUAAAACGUUCGGCGAAAACCAUGUUCAUCAUUGUAUCAUUUGCACUGAAAUGGUGACAAGAGGAAAAAGAUGCUGCUCUUGCUCAGGCUAUAUCCACCACCAUUGCUUUGCUCAUACGGCAGGCAACCACGCAUGCUCUCACCCUUGCCAAUACGAGCCCUUUGGAUCGCCCGAAUAG